GCGUCGCGUCGCGUGUGUGUGAGAUCAGAAGAUGAAGAAGCGGAGGAGAGUUCCAGCUCGCGCUCAUCCGCGAUUACACUCAAACUCACUUUAUAAACAAGAAAACUUUUUUCCUUUGGGCUUUUUAUAAUACAACCACCGAUUAAUGAUCGCCAUCUCAGAUCAGUUGGAGUUGAUUUUCAACCGAUGUUUGUGUUUGUCGGAUAGUGUCGCUGAUGAACCGUGAAGCAGGUGCAUUUAUAGAAGAAUAUUCUUCAUCUUCAUCUUCAUCUUAACAUGAUCUUCUGGAGGAUCACACUGAACUACUGGAGGGAUUCGCGGGGAUUUAAACCCCUGACCGCACUGAUGGACUCAUGAUCACACACACACACACACACACACACACACUGGAAUAUCGCAUGGAUUCUGCUGGGAUCAGAUGUUUAGAGCUGUUUAUGGCCUUGUUGUGAGCGCGCAGGUUUUAGCCGUCGGGUCACUGGUUUUGAAGAAAGGAUUCCUGUGAGGCGAAGAGGAAGGUCUGCUGAUGUUUCUCCAGGCGGUUUCCUUCAUCUCUGCUGUUGUAGAUCUUUGACCUGUAGAGCUGAAACGGCACCAUGCUGGCGUGUCUUCAGAGACCGAACCAGCCGGCCCGACACCAGCACCAGCCGACCCGACCGCUGACCUGUGCAACACACAUCCUGGACACGCUCAGUCACAAGAGCGAGCCGAACCCCACACACUCCCUUCGCCACCCGUCCGUGGCCGAGCUGAACGCCUACGCACAGAAGACACUCGACGCCCCGCUGUCAAUCAAGAUCUUCCCCUCCAACAUCCGGGUCCCGACGCACAAGCACGUCAGCAGAACCGUCAACGGCCUGGACACGCGGCUCGGCUCCGGCCCGCAUCCGUACGCCCGCGGCUACCAGGGCCUGUUAGCGAUCGCUAAGACCAAAGGCGUGUUUGAUGUCAAACGAGCCAAAAUGGCGGUGGCUCCGCGUAACAGACACCGCCAGAACCCGUACGUUCAUCCCAGCCCGUCCUUCGCCGAAUCCAGUUUCGCUUAUUCCGGAGCCGUGUUGCCAACUCAAAGCGCAGGCGUUACCGGAUUGGGAUCGGAUUAUUGGGAGAACCGGGGAAUUCCACACGGGAGUCGCUCUUCCGAUCUCUGCUAUCGAUCUCAGCUAGCGUCUCCGUCGUUCGGACAGUUCUUCGCGACUGCUUGGAACGGCGACUGCAUCUCGACCGGACCGUCGCUCAUCGAUCCCGGACUCGUGCCGUAUCCCGCGGAUCCGAGCCGGAGCCGGGCCUCGCUCCUCAGCACGAGCACUAGCCUUCGGUCUCUGGAGAGCCUGAUUAGCGAGAUCCAUCCGCCCUGCAUCAAGGAGAGCAUGCUGGGACACGGAUACGGCGGCAACCAUCAGCCUGUGUUCAGAUAGAACCGGCCCAGACUGUAGAUCAGAGGUU
Messenger RNA from Rhinichthys klamathensis goyatoka, 1443 nucleotides. RefSeq names its product protein FAM222A. The transcript has 4 exons. The record is from RefSeq and is a predicted model, not a curated record. The coding region runs from base 594 to 1415 and encodes 273 amino acids. Lineage: Eukaryota; Metazoa; Chordata; Actinopteri; Cypriniformes; Leuciscidae.